AUGGCCGCUUCGUCCUCCUCCUCCGCCGCCGCCUUCCUCGCCGCCGUAGUAGCCAUUUCACUAUUGGCCUCCCCGUCGUCGGCCUCCAGGAGAUCUCUCUCCGGCGCAACGACCAACACGGAGUUCAUCCGUACGUCGUGCAGCGCCACCACGUACCCUCAGCUCUGCUACAACUCCCUUUCCGCCCACGCCACCAAAAUCCAGACCAGCGCCAGGCUCCUCGCCUCCACCGCCCUCGACGUCGCCUUAUCCUCCGCCAAGUCCACCUCCGCCGCCAUGAUCAAGCUCCAACAGUCCCACGGCCUCAGCCCACGCCAGUCCGCGGCCAUGCUCGACUGCGUCGAGGAGCUCGGCGACUCCGUCGACCAGAUCCGCCAGUCCAUCGACGAGAUGGCCGGCGCCAGGGGCGCCGGCAGGUCCCCCUCCGACUUCCAAUUGAUGAUCAGCGACGUCCAGACGUGGGUCAGCGCCGCCUUGACCGACGAGAGCACGUGCAACGACGGGUUCGCAGAGAUGGCCGGAGAGACGAAGACGGUUGUGAGAGGGAAGAUUGAGACCAUCGCUCAUCUCACCAGCAACGCCUUGGCUCUCAUCAACGCCUACGCUACUCUCCAUCACUAG
This is a messenger RNA of Linum tenue, 621 nucleotides long. Lineage: Eukaryota; Viridiplantae; Streptophyta; Magnoliopsida; Malpighiales; Linaceae. The record is from the annotation of a GenBank genome assembly.